AUGGAACGUCAGCUCCGCCGGCUGGGAUCUGCACUCCCAGUCCCACCAGCCUUCCGCACGGACCCACUGCAGCCGCCCGAGCCAAGCCCUUCCCUGGGGCGAGCUCCAGUCCAGCCUGAGGCGCCUCUCAUCUGUGCCUGCCCAAGCCACCCGCCUGCAGCCCGGCCUCCCGGCUCGCUGCCCCGCCACGAACCCCUCUCUGGAACAGACGCUGCUAAACUUUGCUCGGAUUCGGUCCCAGGGCGCAGCCCGGUCAUACCCCAGCCUGGCCCCGGGAGUUGCCCCUCCCUGCAGCCCGGCCCCUGUGCGCCCCCUUCCCUGCCCGGGACAGCGGCGGCCAGAGCCUCCCCCCGCCUCCAUCGCCCGCCUAGCGCACGGGAAAACUCUGCGCAGCUACAAAACCCGAGCCAGCCCGUCCGGGGCGCACCGGGGCGCCUUGCCGCGGCUCCUGGAGAGCUGGCAAGGGGCGGAUUAGCGCCCGGGCACCCCCAGCGGGUCCUCGCCCUCCAACAGGGCCAUCGCAGGGGACCCGACAGCUCGAGCCAAGGCGAGCCGAGCCCCGGCCGCUGCGGGCUCGGGCCGGCUCGCACCACGGGGUUCACACCCGCGGCGUCUCUACCAAGCCCCUGCCACGGGCCCCGAGGGGAGCCGCAGGCAGGAGGCGCGGGGCUCGGCGACCCGGAGCCCCUGCCACGCGCAGUCCCCAAAGUCCCUUUCUGCCUCAGGGUUCCCAGCCGGGAUAACCUGGCCACAGCCCGGGGCAGGCGCGGAGCGCACGGGCGCCUCCUGCCCGGUCUGGUCCCUUCCCUGCGCCCCGAGAGCUGUGCUCAGCGGCUCCAGGCACCCCGGGCUGUGAGCGUCAGAGCGCAGGCUGCACCUGCCAUCGCCUGGAGAGCCGCAGAAGCGCAGCUGCCAGGGCGCGGGGAAAGCCCCUGGUGCAGCCGGGGACGUGGCGGGCUGGGGCAGGGCAGCAGCUGGCCUCUUCCCUCACCUCCAGCCGGGAAAAGGGAGCCGCAGGCGCAGCGCCCAGUUGAAUUAAGCGCGGCUACACUACGGCAUGAGCCAUGGAUGGGCUCAGCGGGCCAGGGCGCUGUCCGAGCCCGGGGAGGCGCCCCGCGCCAGCCCCCAGCUCAGUCGCAGCCCGCGGGUGCAGUCCCUGCCCUGCGGCCCCGCCGUGCCAAGCAGACAACACACUCCGGAUCCAGGACAGCGGCGGGGCACGUCUGUUCCGUUACCCGGGACCCCUUCCGCCCUGGCACCCCAGGGUGCGCGCCCCUGCCCCGCCGAAUCCAUGCCCAGGCGAGAAGCCCAGCGCGGCCCGAGGGGAAGCGAGCCCCGGGCAGGCACAAGCUUGGCGGCAGCGCGGGGAGCCUUGGCCGUGUCCGGAGAAGCUCCAGCCCCAGCGGCCCCCACACGGAGCAAAGGCUCCGGCUCAGACCCCCGCCGGGCUGGGCACGCUCCGCUCCCGUGGCGGGGUGUCCCUGGCUGCCCUGGGGGGACAGUCGUCCCCCGCAGCAGCGAAUGUGGCGCCUCCCGGAACAGCGAUCGCGGCUCCCCCCAGCCCGCAAUGCAGCGCAGAGCCCGGCGCGGGGAGGGUCGCGUUACCUGGCGCCGCUAGCCGCGAAAGACUGGGCCGGAGCACUUCCCCCGGCAGGUGCAGCUGCGGCGCGGCGGCUCCGGGCUGGCUUCACGGGCUGGCGGCGGGCUGGCCGGUCCCUGUUCCGCCCGGUGCCAUGGCUCCAGACACGCAUCCUCCGGCAGGAAGGCGGCGGCCGGCGCUCGCGGGUCCGGCUGGUGGGGCGGGGGGGUCACCCGCGCGGCCUCGCCAGCGAAAGCGCGGCUCAAGCUCCCGGGAGCGGGCAGAGCCAGGGGCUGCACAGGCCGCGCACGGGCAGCGGGGAAGGAGGGAGGGGUAAUCCGAGCCCCGCCGGGCUUCGCCGAGCCUCCUCGCUCUGCUCCCCUAACACCGCCCCGUGCGCUGCGCGCCGGAUAAUCCUGCGCUGUGCCCCGCGCUCCGCCUCGGGCCAGCCCGGUUCCGCAGCCCAGCAGCCCCAGUUCAGGCACCGGCCGGAGCGCCGCGGGCCGGGGACGCGCUCCCCAUGGCCCAGGCAGGCGGGAGCUCUUCCUGCGCUCCCGAGCUACAGCCGAGCUGCGCGGCCGGGCUCAGUCCUCGGGCUCCUCCCGCCAGCUGUCCGCGCCGCAGCCAUGCACACCCCCGCCGAGCGACACCGACCCGCCGGGCAGCCUCAUGCGGGGCAGUCGAAGUCUCAGGCGCUGAAGAGAGGCGCAGCUGUCUGCACUGGGUCCUUGCGCGUUUCCUCCACGGCUGCUACUGGCUCCAUCCUCCCCGCGGCGCGCUCCGGCGGCUGCCGCCUGGCCCCCGGGAGCCGCGGCGCUCGCUGCAGCAUGAAGCUGGCUGUGCAGCCUGCUGCCAGCCCGAGCCGCCGCCUGCUCAGCAGCGGGAAGAGCGAUGGCGCGGCGCAACGCAGCCGGGAAAGGCAGCUCCAGCCGCAGCGGGCGGGCGCAGAGCGGCGCCGGGCGCCCCCAACUCCCCUAAUCUGGAGACGUGUCUGCGAGCCCUGGAAGCCAAGGCCAGGGGCGCGCUGGGCAGCUCGCCAGCGCCCGCGGGGAUCGGGCUAG
Messenger RNA from Chelonoidis abingdonii (Abingdon island giant tortoise), 2640 nucleotides. The record is from RefSeq and is a predicted model, not a curated record. Lineage: Eukaryota; Metazoa; Chordata; Testudines; Testudinidae.